Racocetra fulgida is the source of this 720-nucleotide messenger RNA. NCBI's taxonomy places the organism in Eukaryota, Fungi, Glomeromycota, Glomeromycetes, Diversisporales, Gigasporaceae. The record is from the annotation of a GenBank genome assembly.
AUGUCAGAAACAUUAUCUCCAGAAGCAAAAAAAUUAUAUCACGCGAAACUCGAGCGAAUUAUCUUUACUACUUACGAAACUUUGAAAACAUGGAGAAAGUAUGAAAGGGAUUAUAAUGCUUUGAAGACAACCUUGGAAGAUUUAUCUCACGAGACGGAAUAUAGAAUCAUGGUACCGAUAGGCAAACUUGCAUUUAUGCCCGGAAAGCUUGUUCACACGAACGAAAUCUUGGCAAUGCUCGGCGAUAAUUGGUUUGCUGAACGUUCGACUAAACAAGCUGUUGACAUAGUCGAUAGAAGAUUGGAAAGUUAUAUUUUGAAUUUAGUGGUGAGGAAAACCAUAAAUGAUCUGGAAACUCAACUUGAAAACCAAAAAAUGAAGAUCGGUUUAACGUCGGAUGCAUUAAGAUUUGCAAACAUAGAAAAAGAGAUAAAUGAAGAAGGAUUACCUAUUGUAGAAAUACAAGAAACUGAAGAGAAUGAACUGCAAAGUCGAAUAACAAAAGACGAAAAGGAUGAUUUAGAACCAAAUCUGAAACAAAUUGGUCAAUCAAAAGCUUCGGACUCGCUUUCCUCAUUUGAUUCUGACGCUUCUCCGAAAGCGAGACAAAUUGAGCAAACAAAUGUUGCAGUAAAAUCUGCAGUCAUAGAAAAUGUGACGUUGCCGGAGGAAUAUGACGCUGAAGCUUUAGAAGACGAGAUAUGGAAAAAACAGGUCUGA